AUUUCCAAAUAAAGAAGAUCGAUUGAUCUGUUGGAGUCAUAGAGAUGAAUAUUGGAAAUGCUUAGAUGAAGCAAAAUCAGAAACGGAUUGCAAUGAAUUUAGAAAAAAAUAUGAACAAUUUUGUCCUUCUCAAUGGGAGAUGUGAUUAAGAAGAAAGAAAAUAUUCUUCAAAUAAAUCAGAUAUACUAAUACAAUGUGUUGCUGAAUCAUCAAUUUUUAAUUUUCAAGAACAAAAAAAUUAUUUUGAUAAAAUAAUGUGAUAAUAUUUACAUUCUCUUUAAUUAACAUAUAUAAGGAUUAUGCUGUUAAUUUUGAGAAAUAAAAUUAUUAGCAAAGUCUGCAAAGCAUAAUUCACAUAUUAAAAAACAGAAAUUGUGCAAUACAAUGGAUCUCUCUCAUCUACUUCAAGAAUUACAGAUAUGCAAAGAGAAUGUUGCUAUUUAUAAAAAAUUAAUAACACUUAAUCUUUCAUUUAAACAUUUAUUAACUAAAAAAAAUAAAGAAGAAUGGCAAUUAAUAUUAUUAAAUAUAAUGGAAGUAUUGACUAGUAAUCAAGAUAUGGGCAAAGAAUGGAUUUUAUUAGCUUCUCAUGCAUUUUUCAUAUUACAAUCAGCUCAAUGUGAUGCUGAAUCAUUGCAAAGAUAUUUAGCAUAUUUUUUAGAAGUAGAUUCCUCUGAAUUAUUUUUUAUUAAUAAGAUAUAUAAAAUAAAUCAUCUAGAAUUGUUCAAGUUGAUCAUUACACAUGGUUACUUACAAGUUAAUCAGAAAAAAAUAUAUUCCAAUAAUGUAUUGUGUAUUAUAUUUAAAAUUAUUUAUUCUCAUUGUGUACAAUAUACUCCUUACUCAUAUUUUGCAUAUAAGAUAUUAAAUACUUGGUUAAAUAGAUCAAUAUACACAGAUUUUUGGAAUACGAAUAGUUUAUUAAUAGAACAACAGUUGGAAAUGAUUAUAUUUUCAAACUGGUGUAAUUCAAUUAAUGAUAUUAAUAAGCAAAAUGCGACAUAUAUUUUUAAUACAUAUUUAAGAAUAAUGAUAGAAAAAUAUAAUGGGUUUUUGGAAUAUGUAUUCAAUUGUGUUGACAGUUUGUCAUGGCAAAAUGAAACAAAAUAUAUCAUAUUAGCAGAAGUUUGUAAUAUGCCAAAAUGCAAAAUUGCAAUGAUAACAUCAGAACAUUUUUUAUUAUACUUGAGUACUUCAUUAACAAAAAAUUACUUACGUUGUGUGGGCACAAAAGUUUAUAUGAAUAUUUUGAAGAGACUCACUGAAAAAGAUUGGAAAAAGUCAUUUGAUUCCGUUAUAAAAUAUCUUGUUUAUCAAUGGGAAAUAGGACCAAACAAAAAUCAUAAUGCACUUAAAUCACUUUGUAAAUAUUGGCUUGAACCAACUAUAACAAAGUACAAGAAUAUUCUAUUGCAUCUAUGGGAAUUAUGUAAAGAUUUUGUAGCACCAUUUUUUCAUUCGCACUUACAAAGGAUAGCUAAUGAAAUGUAUAUUACUUUUCCACAAGAUAUUGACCUUAUCUCUUAUAUACACCACAAAGAUGAAGUUAUAAGAUUAAAUGGUUUUGCAAUCUACUGUUAUCAAUCCAGUAAAUUGCUUAAUAACGAUAAAGUUGAUCACUUUAUUAUAAUUAAACAAUUUUUGUGGUAUAAUGCAAAUACCACAUCAAUAUUCUUAAGAGAUGGAAUAACUCAAUACUUCAAAAUAUUUUAUACAAACGUUUUAAAAAGUAGUGAAAAUUUUGAUUAUAAUCAAUAUAUCUGUGAUAUGGUAGAUUGGUUACAUGAAUUCUUAUUAGACUGUUUUGAACCUGGUUCUCGUUAUCAACGUAAAAUUCUUGGUUUAAAUUUGUACAAAGUUGUCCUUUCUAUAACUGAUACAUAUUUUUGUAAGUAUCUUAUUGAAAAAGAGCAUAAUUCCCCUAUUAUGCUUCAUAACAAAUGCACAAAAGGAGAUAUAAAAUGCAAGUUUACAAAUAAAAAAUGUUUAUUGGUUCUCUUAAAGCUACUACAAGAUAGUACACUUGAUAUAAAACAAACAGCAACUUAUAUUAUUAUUAAUUAUUUUGAGAAAGAUGUUUUAACGAAUACAGAAAAAAAAGUAAUAUUUGAUAUGGGAUUAAAAAAUUGUAAUUCAUCUAAAUUCUAUGAAGUGGAAAGUGGAGCAGCAUUGAUGAAGAUUUUGGCAACUUGGGAGCCUUUUAAUACAGAGUUUAUUACUAACAAAUGUGAAAAAAGUGCUUUGUGUAAUAAUUAUUAUGAAUUCUUUCUUUAUGAAGCACAAAAGCAAUUACUACAAAUGAAAGAAGAUAUAUUAAAAGCUAUUGUUCAUAGUGGAUCUUUUUAUGGUAUCCUUACUGCUAUGCUUAGCUCUAAUUUUGAACAUGGACUAGAAAAUUGUAGACCUCCUUUAAACUUCAUAAAAAAAUUAUUGGAUUUCUUAGAUGAUGCUAUAACUUUCUUUUUAUCUAUAUUGUCAUCAAAAUCUACAACUACAAAAUAUGCAUCAUCAUUUGCAGAAAUGGGAUUAGCAAUUAAUGAUACAAUUAAAACUAGUGCAAUAAAUGAUGAUAAUUAUGAUGAUCUUAUUUUAUCACCUGCACAUCAAGUUAUUGUAUCUUGUAUUUGGCUAUCCUUGAAGGUAUCUUGUGAAAUAGCUAAUAAUAUAGGUAGUUGUAUGUACUCUAAUGAGACGACUUCACAUGCAAUUAAGCUAAUUGCAAUGGUAUUAACAAAAUGUAGGCAUAAAGGAGCAAUCGAAGCUGCUGGAAUAGCAAUUGGUAACUUAGUAAGAUGUAUAUGCAAGAAAGAUAGUUAUGCUGAAAUAUUAAAAAUGUAUGUAAAAGAUUUAUUAGAAGAUAAAACAACAAAUACUUUGAAUAUAACUCGACGUGGUGCUGGAUUUUCGUUGAUGUUUCAUAAAAUAGUAUCUAAUGAUAAUCGUAAAGGAAGACCUCUUUUACAUUUUUCUGUACAAAAAUUACUAUACUCUUUAGAAAGGUGGUCUGAAACUAAAUUUGAAAAUAUUGAAUAUAAAUACGAUCUCCCAUUGGCAAGACAUUUAUAUUUUUUACGUACAUUGGUAGCAGACAAAAAUAUACAUGUACAGUUAACACCAUAUAUGGAGCGUAUUUCUUUAGUAUGUUUUCAGUAUUUACGAUCAGAAAUUUGGCAAAUCAGGAACGCUAGUCUUCAAUUAUUUGGUUCUAUAAUACCACGCUUGGUAGGACAAAGUGCUGGUGGAAAAGAAUUAGAUUUUGGAAAUGGAUAUUCCGUUAAUCAUUUCAUCACUCAUUAUCCAAUCCUAACAAAUCACAUAUUAAAACAACUUCAGGUUUUUUCACAAUUAUCUGAAAAUUCAAACACUAUGUUACAUGAAUAUUCAAAUAUUGUACAUAUCCUUAUAUUGCUUUCUAAGUUUUCUAUUAGUGGUUGUGAUUUUAUUGAUUAUUUAUCAUAUGAUUUUGUAAAAGAAAUGAAAAGUUAUUUUUGUAAACUUCUGGCUAAUCCUAUUGAACAUGUUAGAAUACUUACUGGAAAAGCAUAUGCAGCUUUAACUGCAUUUUCAUGCAUUAAAUCAGAAAUCGAAAUAUUGAAAUUUAAUGUUUUUUUAAUCAAAAAUGUUAAUAAGAUACAUGGGCAUUUACUUACUAUAAAAUAUUUAAAAGAGAAAUUUUUGGCUGAAGCAGAAAAUAUAAAUUCAUGUAAAACAAUGGAAUCAACAAUUAUCAAUUCUGAUGAAAAAUGUAUUAGCGAAUAUAGAAUUCAAAAUAUUGUGAAGAUCUGGAAUAAUAAGCUAAAGACUAAAAGCAAUCAACAAAUAUAUUAUACUUUAGAAUGCAUCCUCAUAGAGUUAUUUAAUUUGAAAUUAUCUCCAUCAAAUAUUGAGUAUUUUGAUAGAAUUAUAUUAGAUAGUUUAUGUAUAUUACAUAUGGAGAAGAUAAAACCAAGUUUUUAUCAAUUCAUAGAUAUUUUGACAUAUUUAUAUGCAGAUCAUAUUAAAUAUACUGGUAAUUUUAAUUCGAAAAUCAUUGAUAAAAUUGUUCAUUCUGAAUAUAUAGAACAAACUAUUAAUUUUUUAACUCGUUUGCAUUGUUUCACUCCAAUUCUUAAAAUUAUAUUACGUAUUUUAUUAUCAAUAAUAGAUAAUGACAAUGCAUUAGUCAUUAAUGCAAUAAUAAAAUUUGUAAUUACAACUUUUAAAUGUUCAUUAUUAAUUGAUAUUUAUAAAUUAAAAUUAGAGGAAACAGUUCUGAAUUUAAUUCCAAAGCUUGAUAAGGAUACUUCACAUAUUAAUGUACUACACUUCAAAAAUAUAUUAAUAGCAAUAUUUUGCAAAGAUGAAAGUAUCAUAUAUAAAACAUUAUCAGCAAUUUUUAACAUGAGUCUUACUGACAAUGAAUAUGUAAAAAAUGAAGCAUCAGAAUGUCUUCAAUUUUUUGUUCAACGUUUUUCAGAAGUAGAAUCUAAAAACAAAUUGAUAAUUAUGCAUUGUUGUCUUAUAUUACUGAAGAAUGAUACUUCUGAUAUAUGUAAUUCAGUUACUACAAUUGUACAAAAUCACAUUAUGUCUGCUAUAUAUGGUGAUAAAAAAAUGUGUGAACAUGACGAAAUUAUAUACCAACAACUACUGUUGGAAAUAGAGUAUUAUACAUCGUUAUGUAAUUCUUUUUAUCUAAAUGAUAACAUAGAAUUUAUAAGAAAGUUCAUAGGUCUUGAUAAACUUCAUACCAGGCAGUCUUCAUUAGUUGAAAAUCCUUUUAAUCAUGAAGAUAAUACUUUUUACAAAGAAGAAACAAAGUUCAUGAACAUACUUUAUUUUUACAUGCAAUCUAACAAAAAAUAUUAUCGUAUGCUAAAAUAUGAAAGCAAUACUGAAAACUGCAUCGAUGUGUCACACAUCAUUCAAAGUAAAUGUCAAUUUUUAGAAAAAACCGGUUUUAAUCUUAAUUGUUUAAGAAAUUUGUUAACACUUAAAGAUAAAGAUUAUCUAUUUAAAAAACAGGAAACUUUGAUAUACGAGUACAAGAAUAAAAAACAAUAAUAUAAAAUGUGUAUCUGUAAAGCAUUAUUUUAU
Messenger RNA from Vespa mandarinia (Asian giant hornet), 5076 nucleotides. RefSeq lists its product as uncharacterized. Gene Ontology annotation, cellular component: cytosol. The record is from RefSeq and is a predicted model, not a curated record. Gene Ontology annotation, biological process: tRNA methylation. Lineage: Eukaryota; Metazoa; Arthropoda; Insecta; Hymenoptera; Vespidae.